Molecule: messenger RNA, 1725 nt
Organism: Prunus persica (peach)
Lineage: Eukaryota; Viridiplantae; Streptophyta; Magnoliopsida; Rosales; Rosaceae
Product: probable calcium-binding protein CML45
Exons: 1
Coding region: 745-1245 (166 amino acids)
Molecular function (GO): calcium ion binding
Source: RefSeq, a predicted model, not a curated record
UUGAGUAAUAUAAAAAUAAAUAAAAAUAAAAGGACAAAGACAUUUACUUAAAUGGAAAUAAGGUAAUUUAUACACCAGUUGAGCAAAGGGGCAAUUUGAAACACCUACAAUAAUUUUUCCGAUAAGAGGAAGUGCAGAUGCACCUCGUUGCGCCUUAAUGGAUCCGCCACUGCUUACACGCAAGAAAAAAAAAAAAGGUAGCCCCUCCCAAUUUCCUGGAAGUUUCAGAAUGUUCUUGGAAUUCCCCAGGAGACAUAACAGUCAGUCGCGCACUCACAUGUCCAGAAGCACUUUGGAGAAAACUAUAAUAAUUAUAUAUGGAUGAAUGUGAUGUGAACCUUCAGCUUGGCUUGGAAGCUCUUUUUUUUUUUGCUUUUUCUUUGCAUGACCUAUGAGGAAACCCGUAGAAAGAAGGUUUGGUCUAGACUGGAGGAAACAAAACUGUCAUCAACCUUUGUUUGAAAAUUAAAACCUCUCUCUCUUAGAAAGUCUCUAGUCCUAGUCCUUUUCCUACUAGGAAUAGGAGUGGCUUUUCUAUUUAAGUCUGUCCGUUCUAAUUAAUUCUAGUGCAUCCAUGGUCUUCCAGGAAAAUUGGUGGUGACUUGACACAGAAGUUGAAGACGUUGACGCUUCAAAGGCAAGGCAAUUGCUUUUUCUCAUCAAUAUAACAGUGUCGAAGCCUUGGUUGUACUUAAGAUACAAAGCCCCAUACUUUUUCUCUGCAUUAAUAUUAUCAACUUAUCCAUGGAGGACAUACAGAACUUUCUCCAACCCCUUGUGAAAUUUGUCUCCACCAGAUGGAAGGUUUGGACCAAAACACACAGCCUUAGUUCUGAAUUACCACCAACCCAUGAGCCUCUCUUUGGCAACAACAAGGCACACGAUGAAACAGAACUAAGCAGAGAAGAAGUAGAUAUGGUGAUGGGCCGGCUAGGAAUGUGUAAUGAACAUGAGGCAGAGGGAGACAAUAUUGGAGAGAGGGUUGGCGCAGAGGAGCUUUGGAGACUGUUUGAUGAGGAGGAGCCCAGCUUGGAGGAGGUGAAGGAAGCCUUUGAUGUGUUUGAUGAGAACAGAGAUGGGUUUAUAGAUGCAGCAGAGGUACAAAGAGUUUUAAGCAAUUUCGGUUUCAAGGAUGCAUUCGGAUUGGACGAAUGCAAGAGGAUGAUUAAGGCAGCAGAUAUGAACCAAGAUGGAGUGAUUGAUUUUGAUGAGUUUGUGAAACAUAUGGAGAACAGCUUUUGUUGACAUCUUAAUUAAUUCCUGUUUUUUUAGAGUCGGUAUUUUGUGUAGUUUCCUUAUAAACAAAUAAAAAAUAAUAUUUAUUGGAAUUUUGGUUACUCAUCUUAUUAUUUUCUUGUUGUCGUUGAAAAAUAAGGCCAUGUUUGGUAUUCUACUCGAAAAAGUAAACUAAAAAAUUAUGAUUCUUUUUUAAAACAUGAGUUUUCAAAUAGUGAUUUUAAGAUCUAAAAACUUGUUUGGUAUUAAUUCCAAACUCAUUUUAAGAUGUAAAAAUAAAAAAUAAAAAAACCAGAAACCUUAAUCCUCAAAUUGAAAUUAACAAAAGAAAAGGAAAAAGAUGUGAGGCAUAAAACGUAUCAAUUUUGGUGGUGUGCAACAACUCCCCGACACCAUGUUAGGGUCGGAAAAUGACGGGAAUUUUUGCCAUCCCUAGAUGAGAGAGACAGAGACAGAGCGACAAGAGAGAGAGGAGAGAGACAGAAAGAA